UAUUGCGUUUUGUUAGCGUAAUAUGAUGUAAAGAAUCAUAAUGUAUGAUACCAGUAUUUACAGAUUUUAUUGCUGAUUUUAAACAUGUUCUUUGAUCGUAAUCUUGACCAACCAUUUGUGAGUUAUUGGUCUUUCUCUAUUCAAGUAGAUAGGAGCUGCACUGGCAUGACUGGAAAUAGACUCCCGGGAGUGUUCCGAAGAUGGCCGACAGUGGACUGACUUGCAAGAAAGACUUUGGUAACAUCCCAUUGAAAUACGAAACGGAUACGAAAGCACGCGACUUUGUUUGCUGUUGAUUCGUGCAUUCGCUUUUCACCCUGAUUCAAAUGAAAACGAAUAUCGGCAGCUAACAAAAUCGGGAUCCAAGGACCGAGUGUCGGUGAUGGCAGCAGGAGUCAGUUUGUUGAGUGACCUGCCCUACUGCAACGGCAGUUUAGCUAACAGCAGAGAGCCGAUCACUGACAUGGAGCCAGUCAAUGUCAGAGUCCCUACUGCAAAGUACACAAAGGUUGGUGAGACUUUGAGGCAUGUCAUCCCAGGACAUAUGCAGUGUUCCAUGGCGUGUGGUGGUCGAGCAUGCAAAUACGAAAACCCUUCUCGAUGGAGCGAUGAAGAGCAAGCUAUCAAGGGAUUGUACUCCUCCUGGAUAACAGAUCACCUGUUAGCCAUGGCAAGGCCUUCGACUGAAAUCAUUGAAAAGUUCAACAUCAUUGAACAAUUCCAAGCGUGUGGUUUAAAGACAGUUAUCAACCUGCAGCGACCAGGUGAGCAUGCCAGCUGCGGCAGCACUCUGGAGUCAGAGAGCGGUUUUACCUAUCGCCCAGAGGUUUUCAUGGAGGCAGGGAUCUAUUUUUACAACUUUGGCUGGAAGGACUAUGGAGUGGCAUCCUUGACUACUAUCCUUGACAUGGUGAAAGUUAUGUCAUUUGCCAUGCAAGAGGGAACAAUUGCUGUCCACUGCCAUGCUGGACUUGGUAGGACAGGUGUCUUAAUCGCAUGCUUCUUAGUAUUCACUUCGCGGAUGAGCGCGGAUCAGGCCAUUUUGUUCGUCAGAGCUAAACGGCCAAAUUCCAUCCAGACUCGCGGUCAACUGUUGUGUGUACGAGAAUUCGCCCAGUUCCUUGUGCCACUGCGGAGUGUAUUCUCGUGUGCCGAGCCCAAAACUCAUGCGGUCACGUUGUCACAGUUCCUUACUCGUCAGCGCCAUCUGCUGCAUGGCUAUGAAGCGCGACAAAUGAAGAACAUGCCAAAGAUCGUAAACCUGGUCUGCAGACUCCUAUUAGACAUAGCAGAGAACAAGCAGUCAGUGGAAGAGCAGGUGUUGGAUAUCCCAGACCUCACGGAAGAAGUGAAGAAGACGGUCUCCUUGCAAGCCAUCCAACAGUUAGGGAAGGAGAUGAGGGUGAAAGGGAUUCCCAUGUCCUCACCUCGCUCCCCUGAACAACCCAGCGCUCCUCUUGAAGUACAGUGUGACCCACCUCAUGACCGUCCACUCCGUAGAGACCAUGAGUUUGACGUGCUUUGGAGAUGGCCGACUGUAGACAACUCCUACAAUUCUCAACUCAUCUUAAGAAAAUGUCUUUGCUAUAGUGACUCUGCCUUGCACAGACUGGACGCCAGAAUGCAGGAACUGCAAAGUCCCCAGAAUGCUCUUGGCAGCAAAUCUGGUUUAAACUUUUCUGAACACUUCACCUCACAGAGCAGAUUAGCUGCACAAACCCCUGAUCUUCAUAGGUCUGUAUCCCCUUUGACAUCUGAAAGCAACAGCAGUCCCAAACAUGGCUCUUUAACAGGUUCCAGUAGCUCCCUGGAACAAUCCAAAAAAGGUCAAGGUCAAAUGCCUAGCUCUCCUAUCUCCACACAACGGGUACCCCUGAAGGAGGCAAAGCGUAGCAUGUCCUAUGGAUUUCUUGGGAGGACCAGUGUGAACAGCAGUUUAAUGCUUUUUGUAGGGACACCAGAACCUGCUGGAAAUGUACAAAUGUGUAAAGACAGCAAAAAUCACCUCAGCACUGAUGAAACAAUAACCUCUGAUAGACUUCAGAGUGAGCUCACACCUGAGACUCGCCAUCUGUUUGUGGCCAAAGCUCUCACAAUGGACAUUGAUGAAGAUGAAGUCAAGAAUAUUGUCUCAUUGUGGCAGACAGAGCUGAACUCCCAUGAAGGUGCAUGGGAGAGAUUGUGCACAGAGAGAGAUGCUGUUGUGCUCUCCACACUCAUGUGGUCUUGGCUAGAACAACUGAAAGAGCCAGUCAUCACAAAAGAGUAUGUGGAGACUUUGGCUGAAGAUAGAUUCAAUCCCCAACAUGCUCUGAAUUCACUGGAUGAGGGACUAAAGCAAACCCUUCUUUGUGUUCUUGACUGUGCUGCUCAUUUGCUUAAAGUACCAGAGGAGGUUGAAAAUGCCUUUCUUGAGCGUACAAUCAAAGCAUUUACUUGGAUUACCUCUGAUUCAGAGAAUGGGCAGAUAAUCUAUAAGACUCUAAAAGAAGUAAUGAUGCCAGUCCUCAAUGAUAUGAGGACAAAAGCAAUGGAAGAGCUGGAAUUGACCUGUCACGGUUCCCACAUACCAUGAUCAAUUUACCAAGACAGUGAGACACUGGAUCUGGAAACUGACCUCUGGAGUGAAUUUUGAAGGACGAAAUACAAAAGAAAGGGAAAAGGUAGAAAUAUACAAAUAAAAGGCAUGCCUUAACAGGUUUAGUCGUUUUUUUUUAUGAUUGUUUCCUUUUUUCAGGGCUAUCUUGGUCCUGAUUGCCUAUUUAAAUCAUGUAUUUUAACAAGUCUUUAAUAUUAGUUAAUACAGGUUACACUUUAUUUUAUUUUAUUGUUUUUACAGAAAACAUAUUCACUGCCAUACAUGUGUGUGCCACAAUGUUCUGUUAAGUUAUUUUUCUAAUUUGUACUUAAUAUUUUGUUUCUAUUUUUGUUACACUAUUCAACUAAUGAAAUUAUUUAUUGAAAAAUAUAUCAUUUAUUUAUUAUUGCUUUUGUUUGGUUCAGAUGAAUCGAGGUUUCUCGUGAAAUAUACAGUAAAUUCUGUCUUAUAAUACUGUUUGAAUAGAAAGAUAGAUUGUUAAAUGUGUACAUUUGUUUUGACCAACCAAAUAAUAACACUGUGCAACAAGUCUCAUUUUAUGAUCUUUUUAAUGCUUUAUUGAAUUAAGCAAAUUGCCAGAUUUGCUCGUUCUUUCCUUUGCAAUUGAAAAGGUGCAGAAGAGGAAAAUGGAAUGAUUUCUUUCAUAAUGCAAUGCAGUUUACAUUAGAUAUAGCGCAGCAUUAUCGAUCACAAUUUGAAAAUUACAUUUGAGAAUGUUUCGUUACAAUUCCAGCUUAAAGCAAACUACUGCCAUAUAUAUAGGCUUUUGCUAAAUGCUCUCUGCCUUUUAUUAUAAUUAUUUGUAACUAAGCUCAUUCAUUAAAUAAACUUGGAAGAAAAAAAUAGGAAGACAUACGGAUGAAGGUGUUUAAAUGUGAUGUGGUGUUUUAAUACUGUAUAUAACACCGUAGUGUUUAGAAUUCAACGUUUGACCUCAUUUGUCAACUAAAGUGCUCACAUAGUCUUUGUAAGUAAAUAUACUGUUGCCAACAGAAUAUAUGUUAUUCAUGUCUGUGGAAAAUGCUUUCUGAUUUCUGUAGACUGACUACUGUGGAUUUUCAAAAGCACUAUAUAUUUUUUAUUUAUUACAUUUUCAUUUGAAUCUUUUAAAAAAAAAAACAUUCUGCAACAUUUUAUCUUUUU
This is a messenger RNA of Xyrauchen texanus (razorback sucker), 3742 nucleotides long. RefSeq names its product protein tyrosine phosphatase domain-containing protein 1-like. Gene Ontology annotation, biological process: protein dephosphorylation; cilium assembly. The record is from RefSeq and is a predicted model, not a curated record. The transcript is spliced from 10 exons. Bases 383 to 2575 code for a protein of 730 amino acids. NCBI's taxonomy places the organism in Eukaryota, Metazoa, Chordata, Actinopteri, Cypriniformes, Catostomidae. Gene Ontology annotation, molecular function: protein tyrosine/serine/threonine phosphatase activity.